Molecule: messenger RNA, 1968 nt
Organism: Rhodamnia argentea
Lineage: Eukaryota; Viridiplantae; Streptophyta; Magnoliopsida; Myrtales; Myrtaceae
Product: sugar transport protein 14
Exons: 4
Coding region: 211-1758 (515 amino acids)
Biological process (GO): monosaccharide transmembrane transport
Cellular component (GO): membrane
Molecular function (GO): monosaccharide transmembrane transporter activity
Source: RefSeq, a predicted model, not a curated record
CUCUUGUUUUGUCCCUUCUGGUUUUAAAUUUCUUCGGAGUGACAUCAUUGGCGUUGACCCUCGCGAGGCUUUCGCUAGUUGAUCCUCCGCAACUCUCGCUGCCCCCCUUCCGCGACGCUUCAGCGGAUAAUAUCAGAGACUGAGAGGUCUGGGCAGAGUGCGGUCGCUUGCUGUAAUCGACAGAGAGAGACAGAGAGACAGAGAGUGAAAAUGGCGGGUGGAGGAUUUGUAGAAGCAGGGCAACUGAAAAGGGCCCAUCUUUACGAGUACAGGAUCACUGGGUAUUUCGUAUUUACUUGCAUUGUUGCAGCUCUUGGAGGAUCUCUUUUUGGGUAUGAUCUGGGUGUCUCGGGUGGAGUGACUUCCAUGGACGAUUUCCUGAAGCAUUUCUUCCCAAAAGUGUACCGAAGGAAGCACGAGCAUCUGAAAGAGACCGAUUACUGCAAAUACGACAACCAGGUUCUAACACUCUUCACUUCUUCUCUAUACUUUGCGGGCCUGGUCUCUACAUUCGCCGCCUCCUACGUGACCAGAAGCAAAGGCAGAAGAGGUAGUAUCAUUGUGGGAUCGCUCAGUUUCUUCGUCGGAGCGGUCCUUAACGCAGCUGCUGUUAACAUAUGGAUGUUGAUCUUCGGUCGCAUAUUUCUCGGCAUUGGCAUUGGAUUUGGCAACCAAGCGGUUCCUCUGUAUCUCUCAGAAAUGGCACCAGCGAAGAUCCGAGGGGCGGUGAACCAGUUGUUCCAACUAACGACGUGCCUGGGGAUAUUGAUCGCGAACCUGAUAAAUUAUGGGACCAAUAAGAUUCACCCUUGGGGUUGGAGACUGUCUCUUGGCCUUGCGACAGUCCCCGCGGUGCUCAUGUUCAUCGGCGGCCUGUUCCUCCCUGAGACUCCAAACAGCCUCAUCGAGCAAGGCAGGUUGGACGAGGGGAGGAAAGUGUUGGAGAAAGUGCGGGGCACCAAGAAUGUGGAUGCGGAGCUUGAGGACCUCAUUGAGGCGAGCGAGGCUGCACGGGCCAUCAAGCAUCCGUUCAGGAACCUCCUGCAGCGCAAGAACCGGCCCCAGUUGGUCAUCGGAGCCCUUGGGAUCCCAGCCUUCCAGCAGCUCACCGGCAUGAACUCCAUCCUCUUCUACGCUCCUGUGAUCUUCCAAAGCCUGGGGUUUGGCUCGGGGGCUUCUCUGUACUCAUCCGUGCUGACCAGCUCAGCAUUGGUCCUUGCUGCCCUGAUCUCGAUGGCCUUCGUCGAUAAGUUCGGCAGGAGGGCUUUCUUCCUAGAAGCCGGCACCGAAAUGAUAUGUUACUUGGUUAUUGUGGCCAUAACCUUGGCGCUGAAAUUUGGGCAAGGAGUGGUGCUGCCCAAGGGGAUUGGAGCCUUCCUCGUGGUCAUCAUCUGCCUCUUCGUGCUGGCCUAUGGUAGGUCAUGGGGGCCGCUGGGGUGGCUCGUGCCAAGCGAACUCUUUCCCCUAGAGACGAGGUCGGCAGGCCAGAGUGUGGUUGUGUGUGUUAACCUCUUAUUCACGGCGUUGAUCGCCCAGUGCUUCCUCGCUGCGCUCUGCCACCUCAAGUACGGGAUCUUCUUGCUGUUCGCGGCAUUGAUCGUGAUCAUGAGCAGCUUCAUCUUCUUCCUCUUGCCUGAGACGAAGCAAGUCCCGAUAGAGGAGGUGUACCUGCUUUGGAAGAAUCAUUGGUUCUGGAAGAAGUACGUCGGCGAUGAGCGAAAUGGCACGCCAGUGGAGUUGGAAAACAAAGCACCAUGAAUUUGGUGUGUCCCAAAGGAAUUGUCUAAUAUCUAUAGUUUCAUUAUAAUGUUUGACGUGGUAAAGGAUUCUUGGUACUUCUAGUUCUUCGCGAUUUUAUACUUUAAGCUUUUCAAAGUCUUCCUGGAUAGUGCAUUGUUUUCAUUCAUACUUGAACAAACUGUGUGCACAUGGCUUUGGAAAAAUGAAAUGGCAAGUUCAAACCCUUGA